Molecule: messenger RNA, 2838 nt
Organism: Gambusia affinis (western mosquitofish)
Lineage: Eukaryota; Metazoa; Chordata; Actinopteri; Cyprinodontiformes; Poeciliidae
Exons: 7
Coding region: 337-1584 (415 amino acids)
Biological process (GO): regulation of centriole replication
Cellular component (GO): cytosol; centriole; centrosome
Source: RefSeq, a predicted model, not a curated record
GGACACCGGAUGCAAUCUGGGGAACCAAGAAGAAACCAGAAAGGAACUCAGCGAGGUAUCCAGCUGCGAAAAAGACAAGUAGCAUGAGUGCUUAAUAAGGACAUCAAUGCUUCGCUGCACAAGAAUGUCCAGUCAUCUGGAGUGAGGUGUGGGCAAGCAACAGAGGAGAGCUGUUACUGUGAGGUGAUCCUUCGGGGGAGUUUUUGACUUGAUGUGGCAGGAAAAGAAAAAGGCGUUUUCUCCUUUCACUUAUCCGUUUACAAGGAGUAUUUUAGCCAGCCUCUGAUGUUAUUCAGCGGCGCUAGAACUAUCUGAAGUGCCUCAUCCUAACCACCAAUGAGGGUCUCAAACAUCCAGCUGGAUCCUGCCGUCUUUAUGUCAAAUAAUCCAAGACAAGUCCGCUCACCAGCUAACGGUUUGUCAGCAGGAGCUACAGGCCUGGUGAAAGUACAACUUGUUGGAUGCAAGACAAACUGCUCAGGGAAGAACCAAAAACAGGGAGUGACAGAUUCCUCAGGAAUGAAACCGUUUUACUCAGAGCUUUCCUACAGGGUGUGCAUCCAUCGUGACAUGCCUCUGAGGUCCUGUAGCUCUGCUGUGUUUUUGGACAAGUCACUUUGCAUUUCGUUCACAGAACUUGCAGCAGGAACAAGAGGAGUUCAAGCACCUCUGCACAGGUCUGCCCUGACUUGUCAGCUCGGUGUGCAAUCUCUCUUUGGAUCCACCGUAGAUAAGAAAACAGCCAAAACAAAGGAGGUGUACAGAAGAGGUAACUUCAACAGGUGCAAUGGCCAUGAGCAGAGACUGGAUCACAGGGGGAGCCCUCUAUCAAAGCGCCGUGGAUUCAGGACCAAUCAAAAGGCACCUGCUUGUGGCGCUAACAGUAUAGAUGAUGACUCAGAAAAGCAGAGCCGCAGCACUUCUUUGGGAUUGUCAUUCAGAGAGCCAUCUGCCUCGAACACAAAGACUGCAAAGCAGAAGGGGAAUGCAAAUCAGGCAGCUUACUCUGCUCUGAGCAAUUUCGGGCACAUGCAGCACAAGUUCACUUAUAGCCCAGAUUCAUGGAGCUUGAGCGAACAAGGAGAACAUCAAAAGACAGAUGAAGAACAAGAAGGUGGCAAAUCCACUGAACCUCAGAUAAUUUCCACUCGUCGUCACCACUCACCACUGAAGAAUGAUUCUGUGGGAGACAUUCUUAAAACCCUGAGCCUGAAAGAAGCGUUAGAGCUUUUCAGACCAGACUUCAUCAGCCGAUCUCAGGGUCGGGUCAGGAGGUUAGAGCAGAAGGCCAGGAGAAGAAAAGCUCUGCAGGACUCAAAUUUAGCCUUGGGCCUAACAGAAGAUCAAGGCAAGCAAAAGAGGCACUGCACUACACCCGAUCCACUUAGUGAUAACCUUUUCAAGCUGAGAGAGCGGUCUAUAUCAGACAGAGAGAUGCAGCUCAGGUCCAGACGGAUUUACAACAAGUUGCCGGAGGUGACAAAGAAAAAGGAGGAGGAGAAAAAGAGAGCUAUAUCUCAAACCAACAGGCUGCGAGCAGAGGUCUUCAAAAAGAGAGUUCUGGACCAGAUUCUGCAAAGAUGAACUCAACCGCAUCAGGCGCCACCUUCAUCUAAAAAUACUGACUACAUAUGUAUGCAUUCCAUUCUUGGGUGGUGUCUAUUGAAUAUCCAGUGUUUGUUAGCUCUUGACAUGGUUGCAAACAGUUAAACUCGAUUUUGUUUGCAUUGUUCCCAAAAUCUCUUGUAACUGUUAGAUGGGGACUGGUUAUCCAGGUUUGAAAUUGUUUCAGAUUCAAAACCAUAAAAAUCUUAGGAAGAAGAAUUCAAAUAAGGUGUGCUGUCUAUCUCUAUCACUAAAGUAAAACUGUUAAAACCUGGAGAACACAAAAUACGGGUGGCAUGUCUGGUAAGCAGCCGACUGCAGAUAGUCUGACUGGAUACCAAUUAAAUAGUAAGUUGUUAUACUUAUGGUAUUAGUCAGGUCCAGUAUAGAGCAAAAUGGGAUAAGAAGUGUUUGCUUGAGAACUAUUACUAAAUGAGGCAAGUUGAUUGUACAUUUAUGCAUUAGUCUUUCCAUCAAAAUUUAAAAUCUCUCUAAAUUACAGAUGUAAGAAUCUAUUUAUAUAUUCUUUUAUUUUAGCACAAUUAGGAGCAAUUGUUGCUUUGUUGUUUUGCAUAAAAGCGUUUAGAUCAUGUUAUGCAUUUUAGUGUUGAAUCAUUGCAUUGAUACUGUGAUGUAGUAAAAGUGUUUAUUCAAGGUAAAGUAUAUACAUUUUUCUGGCAUCGUUUUGUGUCAACAAAUUUCACAGAAUGAACUAUUACAUAUAGCCUGUUAGAGGUUUAAAUGAAGCAUAUUAUCUUAACCUUUCAAAUGUGAAUGAUAAACUGCUAGUAAAAUCAUCUACAAAUAGCUUAACCAAUGUUUAAAACUGAGUUCUCAUCAACAUUAUGCUCUUCAUAGUUGUGCAAACGUAAGAAGACACAAUUAAACUACUGCAACUAAAAGUCAGUUUUGUCCUGAGCCACCUGACUGUCAGUGGGACAGCUUUGUCCUUGAAAUGAGGGAGCAAGACCAUGUUUCAUCAUUGGCUUCAUGUCUGUCUCAAGACCUCGGUGAACACCAAUCUGGAACGAUGAAAUUUCAAGCUAAUCGAACUCAUGAGACACACAAGACAUGUGAAGAAAAAGGGCCUAUGUCAGAGAGCUCCAAACCAAAAAUGACUAUGUUAUAGGAGAGGAGGAUACUAAAGUGCACUCUAGGAGUUUGAUUGGCUUAUAGUCUGUAAGAGUGACAGCAUUUUAAAAAGUGCUGACUGGGACCCAGAGAGUUAAAACA